This is a messenger RNA of Parnassius apollo (apollo), 3954 nucleotides long. The record is from the annotation of a GenBank genome assembly. Lineage: Eukaryota; Metazoa; Arthropoda; Insecta; Lepidoptera; Papilionidae.
AUGCUACAAACCAAACAAACCAACUGCAACACUGCCCACCACAAUGCUACAAACCAAACAAACCAACUGCAACACUGCCCACCACAAUGCUACAAACCCACUGCAACACUGCCCACCACGAUGCUACAAACCAACUGCAACACUGCCCACCACGAUGCUACAAACCAACUGCAACAUUUCCCACCACGAUGCUACAAACCAACUGCAACACUGCCCACCACAAUGCUACAAACCAAACAAACCAACUGCAACACUGCCCACCACAAUGCUACAAACCAAACAAACCAACUGCAACACUGCCCACCACGAUGCUACAAACCCACUGCAACACUGCCCACCACGAUGCUACAAACCAACUGCAACACUGCCCACCACGAUGCUACAAACCAACUGCAACACUGCCCACCACGAUGCUACAAACCCACUGCAACACUGCCCACCACAAUGCUACAAACCAAACAAACCAACUGCAACACUGCCCACCACGAUGCUACAAACCAACUGCAACACUGCCCACCACGAUGCUACAAACCAACUGCAACAUUUCCCACCACGAUGCUACAAACCAACUGCAACACUGCCCACCACAAUGCUACAAACCAAACAAACCAACUGCAACACUGCCCACCACAAUGCUACAAACCAAACAAACCAACUGCAACACUGCCCACCACGAUGCUACAAACCCACUGCAACACUGCCCACCACGAUGCUACAAACCAACUGCAACACUGCCCACCACGAUGCUACAAUCCCACUGCAACACUGCCCACCACGAUGCUACAAAUCAACUGCAACAUUUCCCACCACGAUGCUACAAACCAACUGCAACACUGCCCACCACAAUGCUACAAACCAAACAAACCAACUGCAACACUGCCCACCACAAUGCUACAAACCAAACAAACCAACUGCAACACUGCCCACCACAAUGCUACAAACCAACUGCAACACUGCCCACCACAAUGCUACAAACCAACUGCAACACUGCCCACCACAAUGCUACAAACCAAACAAACCAACUGCAACACUGCCCACCACAAUGCUACAAACCAAACAAACCAACUGCAACACUGCCCACCACGAUGCUACAAACCAACUGCAACACUGCCCACCACGAUGCUACAAACCAACUGCAACAUUUCCCACCACGAUGCUACAAACCAACUGCAACACUGCCCACCACAAUGCUACAAACCAAACAAACCAACUGCAACACUGCCCACCACAAUGCUACAAACCAACUGCAACAUUUCCCACCACGAUGCUACAAACCAACUGCAACACUGCCCACCACAAUGCUACAAACCAAACAAACCAACUGCAACACUGCCCACCACAAUGCUACAAACCAAACAAACCAACUGCAACACUGCCCACCACGAUGCUACAAACCCACUGCAACACUGCCCACCACGAUGCUACAAACUAACUGCAACACUGCCCACCACGAUGCUACAAACCAACUGCAACACUGCCCACCACGAUGCUACAAACCCACUGCAACACUGCCCACCACAAUGCUACAAACCAAACAAACCAACUGCAACACUGCCCACCACGAUGCUACAAACCAACUGCAACACUGCCCACCACGAUGCUACAAACCAACUGCAACAUUUCCCACCACGAUGCUACAAACCAACUGCAACACUGCCCACCACAAUGCUACAAACCAAACAAACCAACUGCAACACUGCCCACCACAAUGCUACAAACCAAACAAACCAACUGCAACACUGCCCACCACGAUGCUACAAACCCACUGCAACACUGCCCACCACGAUGCUACAAACCAACUGCAACACUGCCCACCACGAUGCUACAAACCAACUCAACAUUUCCCACCACGAUGCUACAAACCAACUGCAACACUGCCCACCACAAUGCUACAAACCAAACAAACCAACUGCAACACUGCCCACCACAAUGCUACAAACCAAACAAACCAACUGCAACACUGCCCACCACGAUGCUACAAACCCACUGCAACACUGCCCACCACGAUGCUACAAACCAACUGCAACACUGCCCACCACGAUGCUACAAACCAACUGCAACACUGCCCACCACGAUGCUACAAACCAACUGCAACACUGCCCACCACGAUGCUACAAACCCACUGCAACACUGCCCACCACAAUGCUACAAACCAAACAAACCAACUGCAACACUGCCCACCACGAUGCUACAAACCCACUGCAACACUGCCCACCACGAUGCUACAAACCAACUGCAACACUGCCCACCACGAUGCUACAAACCAACUGCAACACUGCCCACCACGAUGCUACAAACCAACUGCAACACUGCCCACCACGAUGCUACAAACCAACUGCAACACUGCCCACCACGAUGCUACAAACCAACUGCAACACUGCCCACCACAAUGCUACAAACCAAACAAACCAACUGCAACACUGCCCACCACAAUGCUACAAACCAAACAAACCAACUGCAACACUGCCCACCACGAUGCUACAAACCCACUGCAACACUGCCCACCACGAUGCUACAAACCAACUGCAACACUGCCCACCACGAUGCUACAAACCAACUGCAACACUGCCCACCACGAUGCUACAAACCCACUGCAACACUGCCCACCACAAUGCUACAAACCAAACAAACCAACUGCAACACUGCCCACCACGAUGCUACCAACAAACCAACUGCAACACUGCCCACCACGAUGCUACAAACCCACUGCAACACUGCCCACCACAAUGCUACAAACCAAACAAACCAACUGCAACACUGCCCACCACGAUGCUACAAACCCACUGCAACACUGCCCACCACGAUGCUACAAACCAACUGCAACACUGCCCACCACGAUGCUACAAACCAACUGCAACACUGCCCACCACGAUGCUACAAACCAACUGCAACACUGCCCACCACGAUGCUACAAACCAACUGCAACACUGCCCACCACGAUGCUACAAACCAACUGCAACACUGCCCACCACAAUGCUACAAACCAAACAAACCAACUGCAACACUGCCCACCACAAUGCUACAAACCAAACAAACCAACUGCAACACUGCCCACCACGAUGCUACAAACCCACUGCAACACUGCCCACCACGAUGCUACAAACCCACUGCAACACUGCCCACCACGAUGCUACAAACCAACUGCAACACUGCCCACCACGAUGCUACCAACAAACCAACUGCAACACUGCCCACCACGAUGCUACAAACCAACUGCAACACCCCACCACGAUGCUACAAACCAACUGCAACACUGCCCACCACGAUGCUACAAACCCACUGCAACACUGCCCACCACAAUGCUACAAACCAAACAAACCAACUGCAACACUGCCCACCACGAUGCUACAAACCCACUGCAACACUGCCCACCACGAUGCUACAAACCCACUGCAACACUGCCCACCACGAUGCUACAAACCCACUGCAACACUGCCCACCACGAUGCUACAAACCCACUGCAACACUGCCCACCACGAUGCUACAAACCCACUGCAACACUGCCCACCACGAUGCUACAAACCAACUGCAACACUGCCCACCACAAUGCUACAAACCAAACAAACCACUGCAACACUGCCCACCACAAUGCUACAAACCAAACAAACCAACUGCAACACUGCCCACCACAAUGCUACAAACCCAACCACUGCAACACUGCCCACCACAAUGCUACAAACCAAACAAACCAACUGCAACACUGCCCACCACGAUGCUACAAACCAACUGCAACACUGCCCACCACAAUGCUACAAACCAACACCACUGCAACACUGCCCACCACGAUGCUACAAACCCUCUGCAACACUGCCCACCACGAUGCUACAAACCCACUGCAACACUGCCCACCACGAUACUACAAACUCACCGCAACACUGCCCACCACGAUGCUACACAGGGCAGCUUCUCUGCAACAUCGCGUUUUAUGCACGACGGCAGCAUCAUCCCGAUUAG